Aphanomyces astaci is the source of this 727-nucleotide messenger RNA. RefSeq lists its product as hypothetical. Lineage: Eukaryota; Oomycota; Saprolegniomycetes; Saprolegniales; Verrucalvaceae. The coding region runs from base 275 to 670 and encodes 131 amino acids. The transcript has a single exon. The record is from RefSeq and is a predicted model, not a curated record.
UGAAAAAGACUUUUUAAGUUCACAUCUCUUUCGACCAAUCAACCUACAAGCCAAAGCGUUACAAGGUCGGGAAGUUCAAUUCGCCCGCAUAAAAGCUGCCCGACGUCGUCCAAGAUCUUGCGUAACCUGCACACGUACUAUCUGGGUCUCCAUGGCCCAGACACGUACACGCACAAUUUUAGGGGCGUUCGUGUUUGCAAACAAGCUAGGCGUUCCGCUCAUGCAACGUCGCUACUGAUGGGACGUCCAAUUCUUGGAUACAUGGUUGAUCGCCAUGACCACAAAGCGUUCCCAUCGCAUUGGUUCGACAGGUUGGUGGCGCCAUGCUCGUCAUCGAUGGCCAGCAGCGCUUGACCACUUCGGUUGUCCUGGCGUCAGCGAUUCGGCACGCUUUCCUGGACCACAUUGCAGCGUCCGCAGCUCCUGUCGCCACAAUAUGCCCAGCCUCCAUCGCAUGGCUCGACGACGUCCUCUACGUGCAAGAUGCAUUCACCUCAGACAACGAUCUCAUGACGUUGUGGCAGUCCAAAGUCGAAGUUGGCGCGCACAGGAGGUAGGUACUUUACGGCGGGUGUUUCUCACAUCUGGUGUCACAGCGCACUGGAAAUACUGGAUCUGGGUAACAAGAAGUCGUUGGUGCUCGUCCAAUGCAAACGCUUCUUUAACAUGAAGGUGGCCGCUCUGUCGACGUCUGACUUGGGCCGAUUGGCGGUCAGCCUGAGUCAAC